This is a messenger RNA of Paramecium sonneborni, 733 nucleotides long. The record is from the annotation of a GenBank genome assembly. Lineage: Eukaryota; Ciliophora; Oligohymenophorea; Peniculida; Parameciidae.
UUUCAUUAGAUUUAUGUAAAUAAAUAGUUGUUUAACUUCAGAUGAUAAAUACUCUGAAUUUAAUAUAGAAAUGGAAGCGGCUCAAAUAGCAUCUAGAAUUAUUGAAAAAGUUCUUUAAAAAUCAAAUGUCAAAUCUGAUUAAAGACUUUUAGUGAAACAAUAAAAUUUUAGAUCAAGUGAUUAUAAACCUAAGCCACAAGAAAUUUAAUCAUUUAGAAAAGGAACCACCUCUAUUACAGAACGUUAUGAACUUAAUUUAGAAUAAAAUUUCAAUUAAAUCAAUUCCUUAAAGAAUUAUUAUGCUUCAGAAAAUAACUUAAUUGAAACUAUAAAAACACAUUAAAGAUCAUAGUUAAAAUCUGCAUCUACAGGCAUAUAAGACAUCUAUUAAAAAACUGUUAAAUUAAAUGGUAACAAUUUUUAUGUUCCUGAACAUUAAUCAUAAUCUACUACUGAUAAGUUAGAUAGUACUAAAUUAAUUAAAUUAACGUAUGAAAUCAAUAUUAUUUAUUAUAGUAAUAGUGUCAAUACUAUAAUAAAUAAGAAAUCUGAUCAAUUGUUAAAACUUAGAAGAAUAGAUAGUAAUACACAAUUUGAAUUCCAAUCUAUUGCAAAACUUAAUUAAUUAUAAACUCCUGUUAAGUCUAAUUAAGAAGACAUAGUUUCAUAAUUAUUAGGUAGUUUGCCUAAAAAUAAAAAAUACUAUGAUAAUAAAAACUCAGUUAAAAAAUGA